Molecule: messenger RNA, 1121 nt
Organism: Pseudovirgaria hyperparasitica
Lineage: Eukaryota; Fungi; Ascomycota; Dothideomycetes; Acrospermales; Acrospermaceae
Product: zf-PARP-domain-containing protein
Exons: 3
Coding region: 1-864 (287 amino acids)
Molecular function (GO): zinc ion binding; DNA binding
Source: RefSeq, a predicted model, not a curated record
AUGCCGACGUAUCGCAUCGAAAUUUCCCCAAACAAUCGCGCUGCUUGUAAAGGCAGCCCAGACUGUAAAGAAAAUAAAACCAAGUUAUUGAAGGGCGAGAUUCGCUUCGGAACAUGGGUUGAGAUCAAUGAGCAUGGCAGCUGGGCAUGGCGCCAUUGGGGUUGUGUCACGCCGCAAGUCCUGGUAGGACUUAAAGAAACCUGCGAGGGCGACAUGAACCUUGUAGAUGGCCAUGAGGAACUAGACAGUGAAAUGCAACAAAAAGUCGAGCGCGCUAUAAAGCAAGGCCACGUUGAUGAUGAGGACUGGAAGGGCGAUCCCGAGUUCAAUCGUCAGGGCAUGAAGGGUUACGCAUCCCGUAAAAAGAAGGCUUCCAAGAACACCGAGGAUGACGACAAGUCUGGAGAACCUGAGAAGCCUGCCACGAGAACGACAUCCAAGAAGCGCCGCAAGGCUGAUGAAGAGGAACCCGAAGAGGAGAAAGCAUCGACUGCAAAGAAGUCUCGUACGAAGACGACCGUCAAAGCGGAGGGUGGAGGUGAGGAUGCAAAGAGGUCACGCUCCUAUAAAGCUGGCAAAGCAAAGGAAGAAGAAGACGCUAGAGAGGUUUCUGCGGACGGUUUUAAGAAAACACUGAAGUCAAAGAUUGCCAAUGGGACCGGCUCACUUUCUUCGCCUCCCAAGAAGUCCAUGGGUGUCAAGAAGACUAUCAAAAAAGCACCCAAGACAGAGGCUGGUGAAGACGUGGAAUCAAUCUCGCCCUCUGCGAAGAAGUCCAAGGUUGUCAAGAAGACUUCCAAGAGGGUCCUGAGAGAUGGGCCUGAUUCUGAAGCUGAAGUGGACCCACCACAAAAGAAGUAUUAAUCACUCUGUUUCGUCACCUCUUUUUCUAACAUCACGUAUAGGAGAAGAGCAAAGAGAGGCUGAACACGACUUGAGUCAUGCAGGAAGCAUCGGCGGAUUAGAAUUAUUCAACACGCUGCCCCAUGUGUUUGUCAAUUUGUAAGUUUACAGUGACAACUUACACGAGAUUACACGAGAGGCGUGAAAGAACCAUGGUUUAUGCGGGAAUUUACGUCUACCCUAUAGAAAAGGACAGGCGCCUACGGAUCGAAGAAAAC